Messenger RNA from Aureobasidium vineae, 795 nucleotides. NCBI's taxonomy places the organism in Eukaryota, Fungi, Ascomycota, Dothideomycetes, Dothideales, Saccotheciaceae. The record is from the annotation of a GenBank genome assembly.
AUGGCUCUCAAGAUCGAGAUUCAAGGCGAAGGUGCCGCGAGUCGUAUGGCUGACAAGGUCGAAAUCCAUAUCGGUUUCAAGUCUAAGAGCUUUUACCGUCACGAAGCCAGCAUUACCCUCUUCAAAGCCGUCGAACAACUCGCCGAAAUCCUCAAACAACUCUCCCCAAAGCUCGAGAACUGCACUUCAAUGUUUCAAGCUACGGCCAACGGUCCUAUCACCUCUUGGAGCAUCGGAACUCAGCACUCCCAGUCUCAGACUACGCCAAUUGCGAACACCAAAGCUCAUCAAACCACACACAUUAUCACAACUUCUCUAGACAUUGCCAUUCACGACCUGAAAAUUCUUGAUCAAGUCUCAAGAGCCAUCACCAAAACCCCUUGCGUUGCUCGUUUGGCUGCCAAAGAUGCGCUGAACAAAGCUAUCGCCAUCGCUUCCAGUAUCGGCUUUGACGGGGUCACCGCAGAGGAAGUAGUCUUGCAAGCCUCACAGCAGACUCUGCUUAACGCAAGCAGCCACUUCGUUGAAGAGGAUCUUAUGCGUCAGCUGCCGUACCAAGUCCGUCCUUCCGGCUGUUUUGGUCAGGACUUCGACUCUGGUCACGGGUACAACUACGACCACAGCGAUAGCAAGUGGGCAAGCCACGAUGAGGCCGGAGACUUGGACGUUUGGACUCUCAUACUCGCACCCGAAGAAAUUGUUCUCGCCGCUAGAAUCGUUGCUAAGUUCUCCGCCACCAGCUCAACCGGAUGGGUCUAUGAAGAGCUCGACCAACAUCGCUUCCUUACCAGAUAA